Molecule: messenger RNA, 288 nt
Organism: Thelazia callipaeda (thelaziosis nematode)
Lineage: Eukaryota; Metazoa; Nematoda; Chromadorea; Rhabditida; Thelaziidae
Source: the annotation of a GenBank genome assembly
AUGCCGAAGAAAUUUACGGGUGAAAAUUCAAAAGCAGCGGUGGCAAGAGCUCUGCUGUCAGACUCUUAUGAGGUAAAACAGGUGACACAAGCAUCUAUUGAAGCUCGCAAACGUGCUGAAGAGGAAAGAAAGCAGAAAGAAGAGAAAGAACAUUUACUAAGGAUGCAACGUUUAGAAGUCGAAAAGGAAGAUAUUGAGGAAAAUGUCAACUUGCUGAGAGUACAGAAGUUUUUACCCCUACCUUUGCUUUUUAUCAGAUUUAAAAUGCAAAUUUUAGAUGCAUAUUAG